Molecule: messenger RNA, 4385 nt
Organism: Ceratina calcarata
Lineage: Eukaryota; Metazoa; Arthropoda; Insecta; Hymenoptera; Apidae
Product: tachykinin-like peptides receptor 99D
Exons: 7
Coding region: 2372-3637 (421 amino acids)
Biological process (GO): G protein-coupled receptor signaling pathway
Cellular component (GO): plasma membrane
Molecular function (GO): tachykinin receptor activity
Source: RefSeq, a predicted model, not a curated record
UAAAAUUGAAAUGUCAUGAAACGCGCUUCUCGAGGCGAAGGAGACGAAGAGAUAUGAGGUGCACACGAGUAAAGUUUCAUAACUGAUAAGCCGUAUCACUAAGGUGCGAAGUAAUUAAGGUGGAAGAAUGUAGGAGUUGAGAAGUUUCCGAGGCUCGCAACCGUAAGUGUGGACAUCGAAACCACGGCGGUGAAACAUGGACCGGUGCCCGGAUAGGUUGGCGUCUCGAGUACGCGCUCUGCGUCCGAGCGUCGCGACGCGGGUUCCGCGAGGCGUCGACGGCCAGUAUCGUCGAAGCGCGCGUCGCGUUCCGAUCGCAACCCUCGAAAUCUAUGUGAAACAUACCGCGAAAGAUCGUCAGCGAACUGAGUUUACGACAACAGAACUUGUGGUGGCCAGGACGGGUUUCGAAAGGAAUUGCGAACGCGACAAAAAGUUCAGGAGAGCAGUUCGCCCGUACGGACGGAAUAAGAUAGUGCGAUUCUGGGACGUCGAUUCCGAUGAGGAUUGUCGGAAGCAUCGGGGGAAACUGCACGGCGCGCGGCGCGGCGGUGACUACGAACAGGAGCAUUCUUGUCCUCGUUUCCGAAUGGCGAAUAUUCGAAAAUAAUUUUCCGCCAGUCUCUAGACACGCCAUCGUUCGUGGAAGUGGUUUUCCUCGAGCGAUAUCUUCCGCGGUUUAACGAUUCCCAGUACACCGUUAACACAACUGCACCAGCUAUUCUCCGUAACCCGUAAAACCGAUGCGAGUGUGCUCCCACGAAAACCGAUCGUUCAAAUCGAAUCGUCACAGAGAUGCUUCUCCGCUGGCGCGACGAAAAUCUCGGUUCGAUCGCGACUCGAAUACAAAGGGGAAAAUUCUUUCAUGAGAGACGUUCACGCGAAAUGCGAAGAACCUCCGCAUGCUCGACCUCGAGUCGAGAUCAUUUCGAGGACAGAACGCGACCCGUGAAUUCUUAUCUCGGAUGCAUUAAAGGAGACUCUCGGGAUUGAUGGAAAAUUAAGAGAACUGGUUGAAGUGUUUGACCAGGCUAACGAGCACACCUCGAAGAAGAAAAGCGUGGGUCAAACUCUGACGACAUUAUCGUUUUCAACGUUCCCGUAUAGAUACCCUAUAUAGAUAAGAAAAUGAAAAUCGACGCGAAGUGGUGACCCUGAAGACGGCGGGUCGAGAGGAAGCGAGGAAAAAAGUUGGAAAGAAACAGGAAGCGAAGGCUCGACAUGACAACGGACUCUCGCCUGGACGCGUGUGCUCGAGUUCAAGUAUUUUCGAAUUCAUUCGAGGCAAAUGAAAGGACAGGCUGAAAUAGACUGAAGUUCGAGCGCCCCGUUGAUCGAGGGAAAAAGUUGGGUCCGUGUAGCUCGGCGACGGUCUACGGAGAGGAUUUCUUUAACAAUACCUGAAGCUGAAAGUUUCCGGCAAGGGGUAAUUACCCGUGGAACGGAGAGUCGUGAAAAGCUGGGACACAAUAGAUAAAGAUGCAGCUUUCAUUAAAAGAGGACGUGAUGGGAAAGCACGCCUAGAUUGCCAGAUUUCGCGCGAGAAAAGAAAGGAUUUACUGAGAUUAAUUACAGAACAAGUAUCUGUUGAAAUUGUAUCGAUCGAACUACGAAAUGGAAUACAUUGAAUGAAAUUGAAAAGCAAACAGCGCUCGCAGGUGAAAAAUUCGUGAGGGCGUAAAAAGGCACGUCGAUCACGCGCUGCUCGAUGAUGAAUUACCAUCGAUAACGAUUAUCGUUUUACAAAUGAAGAACGGGCAACCAAUCUAUUACGAUGAUAUUGAUAGAAAAAUUUGAUUCCCCGAAAGAUAAUCCAGGAGAAUAAUACGAAUUGAUUUAGUAGGUCAACGACUGUCAUGGUCGAAUGAAAGCCUGUUAAGAGGCGUCCGUGCAUGAAACGGAAGUGGAAGUGAGCAUCGUCGGCGAAUCAGCCAUGCCAGAUGAUGGCCAACAUCCCCUGAAACGCAAAGGGAAUUUGCACCGGGGAGUGCGGGCAAGCGUCACCGACUUCAUUAUAUCCGUAUCGAUACGAAACUGAUCAAACGUUUACCUAGACAGGCACACAUGUACCGCCUUCGAAUUGACGUUCGCUCGAAACCGGAUCGGUCCGUUCACAGUGCGCGAUGCGUUCCACCCGCUGUUCGUUAUAGUGUCUCGAGAAUUCGCAGGGGAAAUCGACGACGUUAUCGAAGUGAUAAUAAGAUACUGUCAAAUUCUAGCAUAUAAAAAAGUGUACGAUGUUAACAUAAACGUUCGCAUUAAAUUAAAUUAUAGAAAUUAAAUAUGACAGUGCUUCAGAAGAAUAUCUGUGUUGUGACGUUGCAACGUUCUCAGUAAAUAAGAUCAAAGUGUACAAGGGGAUAGCUCGAAGAUGCAGGCCCUCGAGCUUUUUGUGAAUUCCACGCCUAGCCCGUGGAAUUCCACCGUGUGGAUGGAGAACUACACGUACUACAAUAACACUAACACCACGGAUUUGCAAUUACGUAAUCAGUUCAUACUCCCGUGGUGGCGGCAAAUGAUCUGGACAUUAUUGUUCGCGUGUAUGAUCAUAGUCGCCACUGGUGGUAAUUUCAUAGUGAUUUGGAUCGUGAUGGCGCACAAAAGGAUGCGUACGGUUACCAAUUAUUUCCUAGUGAAUUUGAGCAUCGCGGACGCUAUGGUGUCCACGUUGAACGUGACGUUCAACUAUAUUUACAUGUUGAACAGCCACUGGCCCUUCGGCACUCUAUACUGCAAGAUCUGUCAGUUCAUCGCGGUCCUCACUAUUUGCGCCAGUGUCUUCACUUUAAUGGCAAUUUCCAUCGACAGGUACAUGGCCAUCAUGAACCCGUUGAGGCCUCACAUGGGCAAAAGGGCGACGAUUUGCAUAGCCAUCGUGAUUUGGAUCGUGGGCGCGAUCCUCUCGCUACCGAUGUUACUCUUCUACACAACGUAUACGCAAAAUUUCGCGAACGGCGAAGUGCGGGUGAUCUGUUACGGGGAUUUCCCCAGCAGCGACGACGACAGUCUCAACUACGGCGAAUAUCUGUAUAAUGUCAUCUUUACGAUACUGACAUACUUCUUGCCAAUUGGCUCGAUGACGUAUACAUACGCCAGAAUCGGUCUGGAGCUAUGGGGCUCGCAAAGCAUUGGCGAAAAUACUGCAGGACAGUUGGAAAGUAUACGAAGCAAACGGAGGGUUGUGAAAAUGAUGAUCGUGGUGGUAGUAAUAUUUGCGGUAUGCUGGCUACCUUUUCACGUAUAUUUUAUCAUAGCGUCAUAUUUUCCCGAUAUUACGAACGAGCCGUACAUCCAAGAAGUUUUCCUAGGCAUUUAUUGGCUCGCAAUGUCUAACAGCAUGUACAAUCCCAUAAUCUACUGUUGGAUGAAUUCCAGGUUCCGGCGAGGCUUCGCUCAUUUCUUCUCAUGGUGUCCGGGUGUGAAGGUUCCCGCGGAACCGGCGUUGUCCCGCUCGGAAGCACUGACGUCGCGAUACAGCUGCACCGGAAGUCCUCAGACUCACAGCAGGAUAUCACGGAACGGCACGGCGCGAAUACCUUUGUACCUGCAGUCUUCAAGAGGAGGGAACGAGCGGUUUUUGGCUCAGCAUCGCGGGAGGAAAUGGAAAACCUCGCAAGCGAGUGGGCAUGUAUCUUGACAGGAAAAGGAGGAUCCUCAACAGCAACGAGUACAUACCUGGAUAUAAGGGAACACAUCCUAAGCAGCGCGCCUCUUCAAGAUCCAUCUGACGCCGGUGAAAUAAGAGGAGCCAGCUGAGAGGAUCGACGUCCCUCCUUCAUCGAGCAGACCCCCGAUAUUGACCAAAACGAGAGCUCAAACAUUAUAUCGAUUCGAUUUGAUACGAACGUUAACUAUCCGCUGAAUAAGUAAAUAACACUCCUGUCUUGAUGUGAGCAAACGUUGGAUCGAGGUUCGACGCGAGGAAAAGAGCCCCUUCGUGCCCGCAAUUUAAUUUUCAUUUGUAUCCAUUACGAUAACGGACCAAUGAUCUAUAAAUGUACCCAUCUAUCUAUACACGUUGGAACGUCCUAGCGCGAAACAGAUCGAAUAAUUACGAUUUUGUAACGAGAAGUGAAUUUCGGAUACAGACAUUUCGUACGUAAUGUUUCUUUCUAAAACAAAACUAUUUAAUCAAUCCUGUUCCUAUUAUACUAUAUUGAUCACGGUGAUCAAGUCGUAGCGAAGAUAUUAUACAAUUUUCAGUAAAAGAAGAUACUUCCUAUUUCAGGAAGUGUAGUUUCUCUUUAAAAAACAAGAGCGAAACAUAUAUUCUUGACGAAAUUUUGCUACUUAACUAAGCGAACCUGCAUUUCACUGAACUAUCGUUGCUUUAAAGAAAAUUUGUAAAAUAUCGUAGUCGGUAAAAAUGUGAAUAAUACGUAUUC